Messenger RNA from Cyclopterus lumpus (lumpfish), 1134 nucleotides. It is a transcript of the gene htr1b, whose product is annotated as 5-hydroxytryptamine (serotonin) receptor 1B. The transcript has a single exon. Gene Ontology annotation, molecular function: G protein-coupled serotonin receptor activity. The coding region runs from base 1 to 1134 and encodes 377 amino acids. The record is from RefSeq and is a predicted model, not a curated record. Gene Ontology annotation, biological process: chemical synaptic transmission; regulation of behavior; vasoconstriction. Gene Ontology annotation, cellular component: plasma membrane. Lineage: Eukaryota; Metazoa; Chordata; Actinopteri; Perciformes; Cyclopteridae.
AUGGAGCGCUCCAAUCAACUCGAGCCAACUCCGCCGGUGAACACCACGAACGACAGUUUUAUUACAGAUUCAGCAAUUGGGCACAUCAGCGCAGAGAGGCUCGCCUCUCAGAUCAGUCUGGCGGUGAUUCUCUCCGUUAUUACACUCGCCACAACUUUAUCUAACGCGUUCGUCAUAGCAACAAUUUCCCAGUCGAAGAAAUUGCAAACUCCUGCGAACUUUCUGAUCGCCUCUCUGGCGAUCACCGACCUGCUGGUGUCCAUUCUGGUGAUGCCCAUUUGCGUCUUGUACACUGUCACCCACACCUGGACGCUGGGGCAAAUUGUGUGCGACAUCUGGCUCUCCUCGGACAUAACGUGCUGCACGGCUUCUAUCCUGCACCUGUGCGUUAUCGCUUUGGAUAGGUACUGGGCCAUCACGGACGCGGUGGAGUACUCCAAAAAGCGCACGCCGGGGCGCGCAACUGGGAUGGUGGCCACAGCCUGGGUCAUUGCCAUCUCCAUCUCCCUGCCGCCUCUCUUCUGGAGGCAGGUGAAGGCGGAUGAGCUGACCAGCUGCAGCGUCAACACGGAUCAUAUUUUCUACACCAUCUACUCCACCUUUGGGGCUUUCUACAUCCCCACCUUGCUGCUUAUUGUCCUCUACGGACGGAUAUACGUCGAGGCCCGGAAACGGAUCCUGAAGCAGUCCCCGAAGAAGUUGGGGAAGAGACUCACCUCGGCGCACCUGGUCACCAACUCCCCUGGAUCCGUGGCGUCCACCACCUCUCUGCAUUGCGGGAGACACGACACCCUGUCCAGCGACACUGGGUCAUCAACAAGCGAGAACCAGGUGAAAGUUACGGUGUCAGAUGCGCUUUUGGAGAAAAAACGUAUUUCAGCAGCCAGAGAGAGAAAAGCGACCAAGACUUUGGGGAUAAUCCUUGGUGCUUAUAUUGUUUGCUGGCUGCCGUUUUUCAUUUACACAUUGGUGGUGUCCAUGUGUGACACAUGUUUUAACCCCGAGUUAUUUGACUUUUUCAACUGGUUGGGAUAUCUGAACUCGCUCAUCAACCCGAUCAUAUACACCAUGUCUAAUGAGGACUUCAAGAAAGCUUUCCAUAAACUUGUGCGCUUCAGAUGCUGCCGGUCAUAA